Diaporthe batatas is the source of this 1899-nucleotide messenger RNA. RefSeq lists its product as uncharacterized. NCBI's taxonomy places the organism in Eukaryota, Fungi, Ascomycota, Sordariomycetes, Diaporthales, Diaporthaceae. The record is from RefSeq and is a predicted model, not a curated record. The transcript has a single exon. Bases 749 to 1813 code for a protein of 354 amino acids.
AAGGGGUCCAAUCGCCUUCUCAAAGCCCGGAAUUGGUACAGGUUUGAUGUGCCCAGAUCUUCAUCCGCCUGCAAAUCUGACAGCCGACUUACACGAGCCUCAAAGCCGCAGAGCAGGUCACCUUGCUCGUGGGGGCUUCCCAAGCCCUACGCCGCCCUGCACCAGUCCUUUGGGCACCGUCAAUGACAAAACUCUGUAGCCCAGAAAUCUCCCAGCAACUUGGCCCUCAUCUCCGUCUUGCCAUAUUGCUCAGCCUACACAGCCUCCUUCGGUCACCUGUGAUGGCGCCCGUAUCCGCUGGGGAUCGACAAGACAGCACGGAUAAUUUGCUUUUGGGGAAUCUUGCUGAGCCCCAGCCCAGACUCUUGGUGACGAACCGUUUCGCUCCGCGUUUCUCGUCCACGCUGAGCCCGCGUGGCCAAGAUGGCCCAAACUCCAAGCCCGCCUCUCAUUCGGCCAGGACUGCCUACCAACCUGUUGUGAUAAUCUAAGCCCCAUGGUUAUAUCUCCGUGGCAGGAAAAUGGUAUGAGCCCUCGCAACUAGCCGAUCGCUGCGUCUCCAUGGCUUGGCUUGGCUGCGGACAUCUUGAGUCUAUUUUUGACGGCGUGUGGGCAAGGCAGGACGGAAAAGUCUUGGUCGCGUUCCUCUGUCUUAUAAUUUGUUCCCUCGUCGUCGUCCAACAUGGCAUGGAACUCCGUUUCACACCUCUGAAUAUUUGCCAAGAGCCUGAAGUCCCGAGAGCCCAUCAUGCCGGAACAUCAUGAAUUAGACAUCGCGGCCCUCCUCCUCCUGCUGGCAAAGAAGGCCGGAGCCGCAAGCAUCGGAACAAAGCUGCAACUGAGACAAGAUGACGACGGCAUUGACACGCCAGAUGACGAUGACGAUGCUGUCCCGGUCCCGGCCCCGGCCCCCACAACCACAGACCCAGCGACAGCAACCACAUCCGCAGCCUCAACGAGCACCGAUGCUGCGAGUUCGGCCCGAUCACUCGACACGGGCUCCAAAGCUGGGAUCGCAAUUGGUGUGAUUGUGUUUGUGAUCUUCCUCGGGGGUGUCGUAUUUAUGUACUGGAGACGGCGGGGGCGAAGAUGGGGGCGGCGGAACAAGAACAACAACAACAACAACAGCAACAACAAUAACAAUAACAGCAACAACAACAACCAUGAGGGCCAUUACCCUAACCAGCCCAACAUGGCGAUGACAGCACAUAAUGUAGCACGCAAAUCAGUCAGCGACUCCUCGCCGCCGCUUGGUUCGAUCUCACCGCCGUCGACAAACCCAGACGCCGGCCGACCAUGGUUCGACAACGGGCACGGGAGCUCCGAGCUGCCCAGCCGAGAGGCCAGGGACGGGGUCGGGGGCUGGGUCUAUGACAAGGCGGAGCUGAGUGCUCCCGAGGCGGGGAGUGCGCAAGAAGCACCGGGCCGGCCACAUCCUCAUCACCAGUACCACCAAUAUUCGAACUCGACAGAACUACCCACCGCAGGUAAUCAGAUCCACGAAAUCCCGGAGGCCAGCGCAUGCUCGUACGCACCGGUAGAGCUGCCCGCUGCCAUGCCGGACCACAGCUUCAGGUACAGCGGCUUCACGGGGUUCAGCGGUGGUGAAGGGGAGGAUAUCGGCAGGAAUGCCAGCACGAGGACCAGCAACACAGAUGGGUCUGCGAAUAGGAGAGAAAGCCUAGCGCCGACAUUCACAGUGUCAUCGCCGGCGACGACGGUUGCGGAGACUGUCUCUGAUUCUGGCUAUGGCAACCAGGUGUCACCAGCUUCUCCAUACGCAAGAAGCGCGGCUGGUGGCAAUACGAUGUAGACGACUUUUGAAUUGCGACAUCUGGAACCUUGAAUUUGACUCUGGCCUACGCCGAAGCGCAAUGAGCAGAAAUUGUUGAAUCGCGG